Bradysia coprophila is the source of this 4579-nucleotide messenger RNA. RefSeq names its product anastral spindle 1 (gene ana1). Lineage: Eukaryota; Metazoa; Arthropoda; Insecta; Diptera; Sciaridae. The record is from RefSeq and is a predicted model, not a curated record.
GAAAUUUUUUGUAUCGUAAUCCACACAUACCCGUUUGUAUACACUCAGUUCAUUUCAACAAAAUUUUAUCAAAUAUUCAAAAUUCGUAGAUUUUAAACAAAUUUCGAUUCUUCUGAAUUGAUAAAGAAAGGACGACGAUUAUGUCCGCAAGUGGACGAAGUAAUAAAAUAAAUUUUUGUGAUUUUGAUGGAAUUAAAAAGAAGGAAAUGGAACGCCGGAAAAAAUUGCGGCUAGAACAGGUGCGAACACAGUCCAAAGAAUUGUCGUCGCAAAUACGUGACCGAGUGGCACGCGAAAAGCAUCGACAACUUCGAAAUGUCGAAGAAAUUAAACGAAAGGAAUUGCUGUCGUGGAAGGAAAAACACGUGAACAAUACAAUGGCCGACUACUACUAUUGCCUGUCCAAUGUGGGCGAUGCACAUGUGGCCGCUGAACGCGAAAAUCAAUUGACCGAACAGCAGAACGAACAGCAGCGUAAAAAUCGCAAAAUUGCUGUUCAGCGUGGACGGGAUGCGCUGCAUAAGGAACGAUUGGCGAAUGUUAGGAAGAAGGAGCGUGGAGCGAUUAAGCGAAAGCAGAAUCUUUCUUCAGGUCAUGAAAUUGGGCCGAACACAGUGAAUGCCACCGAAGAAGUCAGUCGAUUAAUGUCGAAUGACGACGAUCACCAGCAGAGUGAAUCUGAUGAUGAAGUGAUAGCCAAAAAUGUUGACACCGUCCGAGACACCUCGAUAAGAAGCCCAGGGAAACACCUGGCAGACGAAUUGGUAGACAAACCGAAGGAACAUUCGAUGUUCCGAUUUACAAAAGUUUCCGAUUUGAUAGAAGAGCGUCGACGCGCCAGACAUGUGUGCGAUCAAAUAUUGGAAAGUGAAUUCGCUACAGUCCAGCCAGAAAUCCACUCCACAUCUUCACAAAAAUCACCUCAGUCGAAACCGUCGCACGCACCAAAACCACCUCAACCAAAACUGUUCCAUGCACCAAAAUCACCUCAAGCGAAACCGUUGUACACUCCGAAAUCGCCCAAACAACCAACGAAAUCUACGGUACAACGAUCACCCGUAUCGGCCAAAGGUUUCGUGCCAAAAUUACCCACAGCGGGAAGUAAAGGUUUCAAUUCACAACGAAGUGUGGUUGGAAAUGCCAGAAAGGUUAUCUCACCGAACAAAGUAGUCAAACCACGGAAUGUCGUCACAUCAUCGAAAUUCGUCUCACCGCAACGACGGGAAUUCGUUCCCAGAUUCAACAUACCGGGAAUAUUAAAAAAUAAACCGGCACCAGAGACAACCAAGGAAGUGACAACCGAAUCAAUCGAAAAGGUUCAAUUCUACGAUCAUUUCAGUCGGUAUGGCAAAGAAUACGAAGCUGUUCCGGGUAUGGUCGUACGAGAAUCCCAGGACCAGGCGAUGGAUGCUAACGAAGCCGCACGUGUCCAGAACGAAAUGGAUGAACUUCGGUUCAAGCAGUUGGAGGAAUGGAAACGGAAGUCCGAGCAACGCUCCAUUGAAUCACUGCAACGGAACCAAGUUCGCAAAGACUAUGACAAUCUCACCAAGCAACUGGAUGCGUUGUGCAAGGAAGAGAAUAGAUUGCGAGCGUUUGCAAUGCCACCGGACCAAUUCUCCGAAGAUCGAAUCAGCCAAUUGGCUCGGAAUCGACAGCAAAGUAUGAAUCGUGCGUUUGAGAACAUUCAUCAUCGACCGGUGGUUAUCACUUGUCCUCCGAUCGGAACCAAUGAACACAGCAGUUCGUCUGACCUGAAUGUGGCUGCAUCGCCACCGACAGACAAACAACGACCGUACGUCGAUCCAUUGGAUUCAUCAGACAGUUGCACGUCGAUUUUGCUGGGAUACGUGGACAAUCGCUCCAGGAAACUGGUUAAAGACAUCAAGCAAUGCAAAGACGGUCCGGAUGGUGACAAACGGAAAAGGCUGGUGACAUUGUUGACCCGACUCGAUGGUCUGCGUAAGGUAUUGAUGGAGGAAAUUGUGCGCAACAGCAGCCUCAAUUUGGAACCAUUUUAUCGGUCGGUUUUGGAAGUCGAAACGGAGCAGAAGGAAAUUCUGCACGAUCCUCUAGCGAACAAAGAGAAUGGCGACACAAGAGAGCGCACCGAACCGUUGAACCUGCGUGAACAGUCGCAGGAGAUGAAAUUGGAGAAGAAGAUACGAGAAUUGUUUCGUAAGGAACAGGCGAAAGCAUCGCGAAAUGAUAAUACAUUCGAGUCGGUAACCAGCGAAACGAUAGGGUCCCGCGACGAUCCGGAGCCUGUGAAAAUUUUGAUCGAAGUGAAAAACGGUGCGAAAAUACGAAAGUCAAGCAAUCCGAAGAAUGCGGACGCUCACAUCGUUGUCGGUCAACGCGAACGUAAGACAUCCGUGGUAUCGUCGGCAUCCACUGCUUACCGAAGUCCGCCAGCAACUUUUCACACCGACUUUACGAAAGUUUUAUCGAAUCAGGCAGAUGCGCUGGCCAGAAAAUCAUCGACGCAACCGAAUGAAAGAACCAAACCACUUGAGCAGACACCGCUGGCUCACUACAUUACACGACUGUUGGGUAUGUCUCAGAAGUCUGUUGAUCAAUUGGGCGUUAGCACGGGUUCAAGCAUAACAACACCGUCUGACUCAGUGAUUGAAGUGGCCGAAAACAGAUCGGUUAUCGAUGCCAGCCACUUGAGCAGAGUUCAAGCGAAAAUCGAUGACAGUCUUCGGUUGGUAAAAGAAGUCGACGACUCGUUUAAACAACCUAAGAGGCAGACGGCGACGAAAGUCGUGACUACAACAAAGCAUACGGGAACAAAGGAACGGGAGGUCACACCAUCAGAGGAACGGCAAGCACAAACGAACAGACACGCAAACAGGCAUCAUCAUUCCAAUGUAGCAGCAAAAACGCCGGAAAAAUCGAAGAAAGUGACACACAGAAGUAAGUCGCAAUCGGAUUCCAUCGGUCAUGGUGGCAAUGCUGUAGAAGUUGCCAACAUUCCUGAGAAUUCGAAACGGAUAAUCGCCAAUCUGACGAAGCAGAUUGAACAAGUGCGACAGGACAAACAGAGAUUGCUCGAAAAGACUUUGUCAUCUGCCCAGAGCAGCCAUUCGUCGAGUGGCAAGGACUUUGAUUUAACCGAAUACAAAGACUUCGUCACAGCAUCCAAGCCAACAUCUAAACAGCCAGAUGAAAAUGAUCGGUCGAGUCAAGCGUCCGACGUUCAAAGUUCUCCGGGUCAAUUUGUCAACGAAGAGGCGAAGAACUUGAUGAGCACCAAGCAAAUUGGCAUAAGCUUCAGCCGAGACAGUGGAAUCGGUUCAAGUCGGCCAGUUACAUCCACCGAUUUUCGCAUCAGUCCGGACAUUAAGCUGGCGGAAAAGUCAACGCCGUCUCAGUUUACGCAAGUCUUGGGUGCUGAUCCACCAUUUGUGGGAGGCGAUCCAUUGGCGGCACCUGAAGAGGCUGUCCGAAAAUCAGUGGAAACCGGAGUGAGAAAGCCAGCGAAGCCACCGAUUUCUCUGAAAAGAUACAGUCCGCAGCUUGACACCGAACAACUUCAACCGCACGAUCUUUCCACGAUCAAUGAAGUUGAAACGUCGGCCGCAUCCCGACUCAAUCAGUCGACACGAAAUGAAACCAGUGGCUCGCCGGUGCCGACUCCAUACACCAGAUUUCCAACAUUUGCGGAAUACGCGAAAAUGCAAGAGAUUGAGUCCGUUGAUGCGUCCAGCGAUGUCAGUUACAGUGAAACGAUUUUGAAGAAAAUGCUGGAAGUGACAUGUCUGAGCGAAACCGAUUUGAAUUAUCGAAAGUUCGACAGAACGCAUCCCAAGGACAGGACGAACAACGAACAGUCGACAAACACCGGGACAUUUACCGAAUUCAUCGAUGUGGAGAAGGAAAUGAAGCAACGACGAUUAAUGGAACGAGCAGACGCUUCGUCGACUAGCGACUCGAAACUGAUAUCAUCGUCAACGUCCAGCGACAUAUUAGCCAAGGACUUCAAUCGCAUCGGUUUGAAUUGGGCAAGCGCAAUGCUGAAGAAAACAUCGACCGCUCAGAAUCUGGAAUCCAGUUCGUCAUCUAUCAAAUCCACACCAAUCGCUGCACCGACACUUAGCGGUGGCAGUUCGCCCGGCGAUCGAAUUAACGGAAACCCGCUGAACAUUCGCGAUUUCUUAGCGCGAGAACUGCUGAAACGGAGCCAGAUGAGUUCAUCGAGCUCAAUGUCCGACAGUUCAACGUUGACCGAUCAGUUCCUGAAAUCGUUGUUGACCAUGUCCAGCGAUUCGUCGUUGCAUCAGCAGGCAACGCUUCGAACCUCAACACCGAAUCGUCUAAAUCAGUCCAGCGAAUCGGAGAAAUUCGUUGCGGCCCAUGACAUCGGUCACACGGCAAAGGAUGAGCAUUUGUUUUCGGGCGAAAGUGUUCUGUCGUCGGUGCGUGGCCUAUCACAAUCGGAGACAUCGGGCGGCAGAGAGACAUCGGAAUGAUUCGACACACACGCGAGCACCUUUUUUGUGAUUUCAUUUUAUUUAUUCGAAAAAAGGAAAAUUUUUUGAUUAAAAAUUGGCCGUCCGGCCAUUUUGCCAUUUAA